Chroicocephalus ridibundus (black-headed gull) is the source of this 528-nucleotide messenger RNA. Its product is annotated as C-type natriuretic peptide 1-like. Lineage: Eukaryota; Metazoa; Chordata; Aves; Charadriiformes; Laridae. The record is from RefSeq and is a predicted model, not a curated record. Gene Ontology annotation, cellular component: extracellular region. Bases 1 to 405 code for a protein of 134 amino acids. Gene Ontology annotation, molecular function: hormone activity. Gene Ontology annotation, biological process: receptor guanylyl cyclase signaling pathway; cGMP biosynthetic process. The transcript is spliced from 3 exons.
AUGAAGAUGAACCUGAAACUUCUUUUUUGUCCUGGAUUCCUUCUGCUGCUUAUUGUCAGUCAAAACCAGGCAAGGGCCAGGCCCACUUCCAGCUUACAGAGUCUGUCCAAACUGUUAGAUGAGGACCUGGAGCAUCCCCUGCUCUCAGAAGAGAGGGACCGUGAGCAAGACGACAUGAUCCCAACAGGUGCCUUUGACCAGCAAGACCCUGAAUUCCAGUGGACCCAAAACACCAGGGACCAGCCUGAGAGCGUGUCCAUGGGUGAUAGUGCUGUCCAGAGGUUCUUCAGCGAUCUCCUAAAAUUACCCCGUAGAUACCGAGGUAGAAGCAAAAAGGGCCUCUCCAGGGGCUGUUUUGGUGUCAAGCUGGACAGAAUCGGGUCACUGAGUGGACUGGGAUGCUAACUGCUUACUAUGGACUGACUUUGAGGUUUCAAAGGAUCUCUUGCCUUUCAGAGAGAUAUUCAGCCCUUAUUCACAUCGGCUCCACCAAUCCAUCUACUACACGACGUACUGAGCGAAUUGCAC